ACGAGUACAUGGCAUCAGUACUGCCGAUGUUAUGGCCAGUUCACCAAACUGGAAGCGCAGAUCAAGCACUUUCGUUGAUGCUAUCCAUGACUUGCCCGAGAAGGAGAGUAUGGCGCCUGCUCAGCUCUACAGCACCGAGUCUGGCCGUUUGUUCCACUCCGGUAGGAUAGUCAUCGCUACCGUUGGCCUGCCUGCUCGUGGCAAGACUCACACCUCAGUUGCUCUGGCCAGAUAUCUACGAUGGCUUGGUGUUAAGACCCGUAUAUUCCAUCUUGGUGAUUACAGGAGAGCGACCAUGGGUGAGGGCAAAGAAGUCCCUGACGAUUACUUCUUUAUCAACGCUUCUCCUUCUUCGGUUCUACUCCGCCAGAAGAUUCUCCGAAAGUGUAGGGAGGACAUUUACGAUUUCCUCGAGCACGAGAACGGUCAAAUUGCCAUUUACGAUGCAGUAAAUCCUUCUGCUGCCGGUCGCAUUUCCCUCGCCAAAGAGUUCUCCAAGCAUAACGUGCAGACACUUUUCAUCGAGUCGCAUUGUACAGAUGAAAAAAUCAUCGAGGAGAACGUCCGCAGCGUCAAGAUCUCGUCUCCCGACUACCAAGGUUGGUCUGACAAGGAUGCUGUCAAAGACUACCUGGCCAGAAUCAACGCUCGCAUUCCUCACUUUGAGUCCAUGGAAGAGGCUGAGCUGCAUUACGUGAAAAUGAUCAACGCUGGAGAACGCGUGAUUGUCAAUAACUGUGCUUUCAACUAUCUCUCUCAGCGUAUUGUCUUCUACCUUCUGAAUCUCCACACCAAGCACCGCUCGGUUUACUUUGCUAGAGCUGGUACGACAAGAGAUGAAGACUCUUAUAAAGCUGACGCUUCGCUUUCCGAGGAUGGUGUGGCUUACUCGAAGAAGAUGAGUGAUGCCCUUAUCAGCCACAGAGAGGACGAGCGCAAGCAACUUAUCGAGAGAGGUGGUCCCGAUAUCCCAUUGAAGCCCCUGACAGUCUGGACAUCCACCAGACGACGCACAGUCGAGACGUCGCACUAUCUGGAGAGCCUGGGAUACUCUGUGAAGCAACGUCCUCAGAUGAGUCAGCUUAAUCCUGGCCCCAUCAUCCUGGAGCUGGAGCGCGAGCAAAACGAUCUUCUCAUCGUGGCCCAUGAGAGUGUACUGAGAGUGCUUUAUGGUUACUUGAUGGCUUGUGGUGCGCGCGACAUCCCGAAGUUGCAGUUCCCUCGUGACGAGAUUAUUGAGCCAGACGUAUUCACGUCUCCGGUGUACCAGCUCAGAUUGUACCUGACAGCCCUGAAGACU
Aureobasidium vineae is the source of this 1300-nucleotide messenger RNA. NCBI's taxonomy places the organism in Eukaryota, Fungi, Ascomycota, Dothideomycetes, Dothideales, Saccotheciaceae. The record is from the annotation of a GenBank genome assembly.